Gordionus sp. m RMFG-2023 is the source of this 2435-nucleotide messenger RNA. Its product is annotated as serine/threonine-protein kinase PAK 1-like. Gene Ontology annotation, cellular component: cytoplasm. The record is from RefSeq and is a predicted model, not a curated record. The transcript is spliced from 14 exons. Gene Ontology annotation, biological process: protein phosphorylation; intracellular signal transduction; regulation of axonogenesis. Bases 75 to 2144 code for a protein of 689 amino acids. Lineage: Eukaryota; Metazoa; Nematomorpha; Gordioida; Chordodea; Parachordodidae. Gene Ontology annotation, molecular function: ATP binding; protein serine/threonine kinase activity.
UUCGUUUGGUAACCUCUGCCCCAUUUAUUAAAAGUUUAUCAAUGCUGUUUUUUUUAAUGAAAAUAUAAUUUUUUAUGGGUGAAUAUGAAAGUAUAUCUCCUUAUGCUACAAUAAAGUCUAGUAUGAGAGAAAAUUUGCAAUCAUCUAUAUGCCUGGAUACUAAAACUAAUUAUAUUAAAGAUUUUAUUGAAGAAAAAAAGAAAGAAAAAAAGAAAAAGAACAAAACGAUAAAUAAAAAAGAGAAAGAUGUGACUAAACCUUACAUAAGUCACCCAACUGACUUUGAGCACACAGUCCAUGUUGGUUUUGAUUCUCUAACUGGAGAAUUUACAGGUAUGCCAGAAUCUUGGACUCGACUUCUUAAAUCGUCUGAUAUAACUGCCAGCGAACGCAAGAAAAAUCCCCAAGCUGUCAUAGACGUCUUGAAUUAUUAUGACAGCUCUUACUUAAGACGCGCGGACAAUGAACCAUAUUUCGAUAAGCUGACUAGCAAUCAUUUCGGACUUGAUAACGAUAAUUAUUCUUCCGCCAAAUUUAUGAUGACCGAUUUUUACAACCCGCACUCUCCUUCCAGUCAUUCCUCCCGUAACUUUGGUGAUGCGUAUACAAACAACACGAACAUUAACGGCAACAUCGGAAACUAUAAUAACAACAAUAUUUAUAACCACACUCACCCCAAUGGUUUAUCACAAGCCACUGCCCCUUUCACUUACUUGUGCGAUAAAUUAAUCACGAAAGUAAUUCUGAAAAACGUCGACGCUAACCAGGCCACCAUAACCAGUCGCUCUUUGAAGCAUAACACCCUAAUUUUUUCAAAUUCAACGAACGAACGCGACUCAAACGCGGAUACCAAUACUCUUAUAGAUGCCUCCGAGUUUAGACCUAAUAACGAUCAAAAUUAUUACAAUGACUGCGAUGAAACUCCGCCAGCUAUAUCUGAUCGACCUGAGCGUACUAAAUCUAUCUAUACAAAGCCCGUCGAGAACCAAGAUUACACUAGUUAUCUUGGUAAUCAACUGUCCUCCCCUUAUUUCAACCAAUUCGGUAGCUUCCCACCACCAAAUUCUUCUCAUUGCAACACAAAUAAUAAAAAUAAUGGUAUGUUGUUACCCGAUAAUAAUUUUAAACAACCCAAACAAAUCAAUGGGAAACAACCGCAUAUCGCAAACGAUUGCAAUAACGAUAAAAAUGUGGAAAGUAGUUGCGUGAUAAACAAUUACGGAAACAAUAGCAAAAAAUCUAUUAAAAUGACGGACGAACAAGUCGUACAAAUGUUAAGGGGCAUAGUUUCUUUAGGAAAUCCAAAUAAACGAUACAGCAAGAUUCAAAAAAUUGGACAGGGAGCAUCCGGAGCUGUUUAUACAGCCAUCGAAAUAUGUACAGGCAUUGAAGUAGCCAUCAAAGAAAUGAACUUGAGUCAACAACCCAAAAAGGAACUUAUUAUUAACGAAAUUCUGGUUAUGAGGCAAAAUAAACACCCUAAUAUUGUCAAUUAUCUCGAUUCCUAUUUGGUUGGGGGCGAUGAAUUAUGGGUCGUUAUGGAGUAUUUAGCUGGUGGUUCUUUAACCGACGUUGUAACAGAGACAUUCAUGGAUGAAGGGCAAAUCGCUGCCGUGUGUAGAGAAGUGUUAAACGCUUUGGAAUUUUUGCACAGAAAUCACGUGAUUCACAGAGAUAUCAAAAGUGAUAACAUAUUAUUGGGCAUGGAUGGAUCCGUUAAAUUAAUCGAUUUCGGUUUCUGCGCUCAAAUUUCCUUAGAACACAACAAACGCACAACCAUGGUAGGAACGCCUUAUUGGAUGGCCCCUGAGGUCGUCACCCGAAAGAGGUACGGUCCUAAGGUCGAUAUAUGGAGUCUUGGAAUUAUGGCGGUUGAAAUGAUUGAAGGGGAACCCCCAUAUCUCAACGAAAAUCCGCUCAGGGCACUUUAUCUCAUUGCUACUAAUGGUAAACCUGAAAUACAAAGUAAAGACAAGCAAUCACCCUUGUUUCAACAUUUUUUGGAUCGUUGCUUGGAAGUCGACGUCGACAAACGCCUAAACGCUUCACAGUUAUUAAAACAUCCUUUUCUUUCUUGCGCUAAACCUCUAAUAAGCUUGCAACCUUUAAUUUUAGCUGCCAAAGAAGCUUCGAAAUCUCGAUAAAAUUUGCAUCUCAUUUAUUUAUUUUUGAAUUUACAAAUUAAUCAGGCAUUCCUAUAAUUUAGCCAUAUUAGCAACAAAAGAAUCAUUUCUAGAUUUUUUUUUCUCUUAGAAUGUAGAUUUGAUACCAAACAUUAACGGAAUUGUUUUAAAAAUAGUUGUUUAAAAUAUACAUUUAUUAUAAAAAGUUUUUUGCUAGUUGCUAUAAUUUUGGAUCGUCUUAUCCUUUAUUAUAUAGAUUUUUUAAAUUUAUAUUUUUUACUUAUUAAAAGAAGUCUCAAAUUUUAUAUAAAA